Gekko japonicus is the source of this 2556-nucleotide messenger RNA. RefSeq names its product vomeronasal type-2 receptor 26-like. Gene Ontology annotation, molecular function: G protein-coupled receptor activity. The transcript is spliced from 6 exons. Bases 1 to 2556 code for a protein of 851 amino acids. NCBI's taxonomy places the organism in Eukaryota, Metazoa, Chordata, Lepidosauria, Squamata, Gekkonidae. Gene Ontology annotation, cellular component: membrane. The record is from RefSeq and is a predicted model, not a curated record. Gene Ontology annotation, biological process: G protein-coupled receptor signaling pathway.
AUGUGCACAAUCAGUGAUCCAGUCCCUAUAUUUCACAAGUAUUACCAAGAAGGAGAUGCCAUGAUUGGGUCAAUUGGUUUUCGUAUUUAUGUCCCUUCAGAAAUGAUGUCCUUCAAGGAUCAGCCCAAUUUCACAUCAUAUAGCAUUCCCUUUGUACUGACUAAGAAUUAUCAGCAUAUCAUGGCCUUGGUGUUUGCUGUGACAGAGAUCAAUGGAAAUCACGAGAUCUUACCCAACAUCACUCUGGGCUUCAACAUCUAUGACAGCUAUUACAAUGCAAGACAGACAUACCAUGCAACAAUGGAACUUCUGUCCACAAAGAACAGAUUUAUCCCCAACUACAGGCAUAACAGCCACAACAAUCUGAUAGCAGUCAUUGGGGGACUUGAACCUGAAAUCUCCCUCCACAUAGCAACCAUGCUAAGCAUCUACAAUAUUCCACAGCUCUCUUAUGGUCCCACUCCAGUGAUGCAUCAUACAAUGCCAGGCCUUUCCUUCUACCAGAUGGUCCCCAAUGAAGCCCAUCAGUACAUGGGGAUUAUUCAGUUGCUUCUGCAUUUUAAGUGGACGUGGGUUGGAAUAAUUGCUGUGGAUGAUGAUAAUGGAGAAAGGUUUGUGAGGACCCUGAUUCCAGAGUUUUCCCUGAGUGGCAUCUGCAUUGCUUUCAUAGAGAAGAUCCCUCAAGUAACAUAUCUUAAUCUACACAUUGCUGAUAUCUUAGUAAAAGGGUGGAUAAUAUAUGAAAUUAUUAUGACCAGUGAAACCAAUGUACUGGUCUGUUUUGGAGAUACAGAGUCCAUAGCAAAACUUAGAUGUUGGAUGCAUCUAUCACAUAUGGCUUAUAUAACAGAUGCAAAAGGUAAAGUGUGGAUUAUGACUGCCCAGAUGGAUUUCACGUCCUAUUUUUUUCAAAGGAGUUGGGAUCAACAAGUCUUCCAUGGCGCUCUCUCCCUCACAAUUCAUACAAAUGAACUAUUAGGAUUCCAACAGUUUCUUCAGAGCAGAAGUCCUAUCUGGACAAAGGAUGAUGGCUUCCUCCAGGACUUCUGGGAACAAGUAUUCUUGUGCCAGUUUUCUGACUCACUGUUAGGGAAGAAGUUUGAGGAAAACUGUACAGGGGAGGAGAAGCUGGAUAACCUUCCUGGAGAUGUUUUUGAAAUGAGCAUGACUGGCCACAGCUACAGUAUCUACAAUGCUGUCUUUGCAGUGGCACAUGCUUUGCAUGACAUGUAUGCAUCUUACAAACACAGAAUGAUGAGUGGAAAGAGACAUAAACCUCUGGAACAACAGCCAUGGCAGCUCCACUCCUUUCUGCGAAGUGUCAUGUUUAACAACAAUGCUGGGGAGAUGAUUUUCUUUGAUCCCAAUGGAGAAUUAGUAACUGUAUAUGACAUUAUCAACUGGGUCACUUUCCCAAACCAAUCCUUUCGUAGGGUGAAAGUUGGGAGGCUAGAUCCCAAGGCAGCUGCACACCUAGCCCUCUCCAUUAAUGAAGAUGCCAUCACGUGGCACAACAGUUUUCACCAGGUAUUGCCCACUUCUUUUUGUUCUGACAACUGCCAUCCAGGAUUUAGCAAACAAAGGAGAGAGGGGGAGACAUUUUGCUGCUAUGACUGCAUUCCAUGCCCUGAAGGAAAGGUUUCCAGUCAGAAGGAUAUGGAUGACUGUGUCACAUGCAGUCUGGAAUUCUAUUCCAGUGCAAAUCAAACUCAGUGCAUUCCCAAGGUCAUAACCUUCCUGUCCUAUGAAGAACCUUUAGGCAUCUCCUUAGUCAUCAUCAGUCUUUCUUUUUCUUUGGUCACAGUAUCUGUUCUAGCAACCUUUGUGGAACAUUGUGACACACCCAUAGUCAAAGCCAACAACCAGAACAUCACCUAUGCUCUUCUGAUAUUUCUCCUGCUUUGUUUUCUUUCUGCAUUACUAUUUAUUGGUCAACCUGGGAAGGAGACUUGUCUCCUCCGACAAACUGUUUUUGGCAUCCUCUUCUCAGGGGCCAUUUCUUGUGUGUUGGCCAAAACUAUCACAGUGGUUUUGGCUUUUUUAGCUACCAGGCCAGGAAGCAGAAUAAAGAAAUGGGUGGGGAAGAGGUUGGCCAACUCUCUCGUUCUUUCCUGCUCCCUUAUCCAAGCAGGCAUUUGUGCUGUGUGGCUGGCAACCUCUCCUCCAUUUCCAGAUAUUGACAUGCACUCAAAGAAUGAAGAAAUGAUACUAGAAUGUAAUGAAGCAUCAACUACCAUGUUUUACUGUGUCCUGGGCUAUAUGGGCUUCCUGGCCAUGGUCAGUUUCAUGAUAGCUUUCCUUGCCAGGAAGUUACCUGACAAUUUCAAUGAAGCCAAGUUUAUCACAUUCAGCAUGCUGGUCUUCUGCAGUGUUUGGAUGUCCUUUGUUCCAACCUACCUUGGCACCAAAGGAAAAUCCACAGUAGCUGUUGAGAUCUUCUCCAUCUCAGCAUCUGCAGGUGGCUUGCUGGCUUGCAUCUUCUUUCCCAAAUGCUAUAUGAUUUUGCUGAAGCCUGAGAUGAACAAGAGAGAACACUUGAUUAGGAGAAAAAUAUAA